GCCGCCCCCGCCGCCCCUGCCGCCGCCGCCGAGCGGAACCACCACCGCCGCCGCCGCCGGCGGUUCCAACCCGGGCAGCGGCGAGCUGAGCCUGCCGGGCAUCCUGCACUUCAUCCAGCACGAGUGGGCGCGCUUCGAGGCCGAGAAGAGCCGCUGGGAGGCCGAGCGGGCCGAGCUGCAGGCCCAGGUGGCUUUCCUGCAGGGCGAGAGGAAGGGUCAGGAGAACCUGAAGGCCGACCUCGUGCGGAGAAUCAAGAUGCUGGAGUAUGCUUUGAAGCAAGAAAGGUCAAAAUACCACAAGCUGAAAUUCGGCACUGAACUGAACCAGGGAGAAAAGAAACCGGAGGCCUCUGAACCAGUGUCCAAUGGGCCAGCCGAGCCCCUUUCCCUGGAGAACAGCCCCUUCAUCUGGAAAGAAGGACGCCAACUCCUCCGUCAGUACUUGGAAGAAGUGGGCUACACGGAUACCAUCCUGGAUAUGCGCUCCAAGCGAGUCCGCUCUCUGCUGGGCCGCUGCUCCAUGGAGCUGAACGGGGCUGCCGAAGCCAGCGGCCUGGGCACUGGACCAGCCCUGGCGGCCCCCAGCCUCAACGGAGGGGAAUCGCUUCUGGUCAAGCAGAUCGAGGAGCAGAUCAAAAGGAACGCAGGGAAGGAAGUGAAGGAGCGGAUCAGUAACCCCGUCCUGGAGAAGAUCCCCUUUUUGAGGGGCUGCGAGGACGACGACAGUGACGAAGAGGAGGAUAUGGAAGGCCUGUCCCUGGAGACGCAGCGGCAGCACAAGAAGCAGCGCGUAAAGCUGGCCAACAAGCCCCUGAUGCCAGAAGUGGAGGAUGAUGACGACGAUGAAGAUUCGGAGGACGCCCUGAGCGAAUUUGACUACUUGGGCUCCGGGGAAAACGGGGAAGGAUCUAGGGACACGCGGCGUGCCGGAGAUGGCAACGAACUGGGACCCCGCAGGGUGAAGCUGCAAGGGAUGCUGGCUGAUUUCAGUGACGUUGAUGGACUCUCUCCUAAGCCUUCAAUACCGGCAGCCAUGACUUCUCAGCCCAGGUCCCACGAAGGGUCGCUGGGCUUCUCCUCGGAUGUCUUCAUCAUGGACACCAUCGGAGGCGGGGAAGUCAGCUUGGGGGACCUGGCGGAUCUGACGGUCACCAACGACAAUGAGUUGAGUUGCGAUCUCUCGGACAGCAAAGACGCUUUUAAGAAGACGUGGAACCCCAAAUUCACCUUGCGGAGUCACUACGAUGGCAUUCGAGCUCUGGUCUUCCACCACCGGGAGUCGGCUUUGGUCACCGCCUCGGAGGACGGCACUCUCAAGCUUUGGAACCUUCAGAAGACCGUGGCUGCCAAAAAGAACGCUGCACUGGAUGUGGAGCCCGUCUAUGCGUUCAGAGGACACAGGGGCCCGGUGCUCUCAGUGGCCAUGGGUUGCAACAGCGAAUCCUGCUACAGCGGUGGGUCAGACGCCAGAAUCCGCUGUUGGAAGAUCCCCGAUCUUGGCAUGGACCCUUACGACGGCUACGAUCCGAGCGUGCUCCACACUGUCCUGGAUGGCCACACGGAUGCCGUCUGGAGCCUGGCCUUCAGUCUCGUGAGGAAUCGCUUGGCUUCCUGCUCGGCGGACGGCACUGUGAGGAUAUGGGACCCGUGCAGCGGCUCCUGUCUUAGCACCUACAACGCGGACAGCGAAAGCGGCACGCCAACCUCCGUCGCCUUCUCCAGCACCGAUGCCACGCGGGUGGUGGCAGCCUUCCAGACGGGCAGGGCGGUUCUCUAUGACGCGGAGGCUGCCUGCCCCAUCCUGACCUUCGAAGGCAGACCUGCCAGUGGAGCCAGUCAGAUCAACCAAGUGGUGAGUCACCCCACCCAGCCUGUCACCAUCACAGCACACGAUGACCGAGGAAUCCGUUUCCUAGACAAUCGGACAGGGAAAGCCGUGCACUCUAUGGUGGCCCACCUGGAUGCGGUUACCUGCCUAGCUGUGGAUCCCAACGGAGUCUUCCUGAUGUCGGGAAGCCACGACUGUUCGCUGCGGCUGUGGAACCUGGAUAACAAGACCUGCACGCAGGAGAUCACGGCGCACCGCAAGAAGCACGAGGAAGCCAUCCACGACGUGGCCUUCCACCCCAGCAAGGCCCUGAUUGCCAGCGCUGGAGCCGACGCCCUGGCCAAGGUCUUCAUAUGAAGGGGAGGCAGGCCUACAGGAAUCCUGCCUCUUCCGCUUCCUCCUUCCUCUGGCCCGGCAGUGGUGCUAACACAGCGCGUCCCUCACCUGCCGGGACCCUCCCCGUCUCUCCCCUGAGCUCGGGACCGAUGCCUGCUGGACAGCACGAGGGGCCAGCUGCAGCCCCUUCCUCGCCCUCGCAGCUCACCUUUCUUCACCAGCACUGAAAACGUUUUUCCACUCAUUUCAAGGCCGCCUUGUGGUUAUUAUUUCCCACCUCAGGGAGUGGAAAACCCCCCCCCCCCAAUUUACCCCCACCACCACCACACCCCCAACGGCUGUUGGAAGGGGAAGGAAACCCCCUGACUCAGUUGCUGGAGUAGCUUGGGAAGAGGCACCUGGACCCCUAAACCUCAGCCUCCUUGGGGAAGGGGCGUUGAAAUCUCUUCCCCCACCUCCGCCCCCCUUUUUGGCUCGGUUGGCUGAGGACAUUUUGGUUUUUUAAACGUUUUGGGCCGCUUUUGACGCCGCACAGACUCUUCCCGAAGACGGACAACGCGCACUGGAUGCCCAGCUCCAACGUCGGGGCCUUUGACUCGCCCUCCGGCCCCCCGGUGUGGGCUACAGAGCUCAAGAUCUGGAGGAAAUCAAGUGCCAACCUUCGCUCCUUCUGAGCCACGAGAUGAGCCCCUCUUCUGCCUCUCCUUCACCUCUUUGGCCCCUUCUAAGUUGCACGCCUGGCGUGCCUCGCUCAGCGGCGAUGAUAUUCAGAAGAGGAGACGGGGUGUCGGUCUCGUCCAACCCCCUGCCUCCAGUUUUCUCGGGCAGGCCUCCUGGAAGAGGCAGGAGAUUCUGGGUGAGGGUCUCCUCUGGUUUUGCCCGUAUUCUAAAGCAGGGGAAUCUGCAAACGUGGCCCUUUUAAGACUUGUGAAUUUCAACUCCCAGGAUUCCCCAAAGAAUUCUGGGAGUUGAAGUCCGCAGGUCUUAAAGGGGCCACGUAUGGAGACUUCUGUUCUAAAGGGGGCAGGUAAGAGAAGGGGGUUGGGGAGGGGUCCAAGGAGCAGGGCUGACAAAUCAACCAGCAAACAACCACGUGCUGGUCUACCCUGCUAGAGACGGAACAUCCCGGCUUGUUCCCCUCCUUGCUGGCAGGGGUCUUUGGGGGCAGGAGAAAGGGGUCCGCGAAUGUGAUGAAUAGGGUGAUGAGGAUGGUGAAAACUUUGGGGGAAGAAUGUUGUGAGGCCCACCCUGCGAGGUUACUCCUGGGUGACCCUGAGAGGGAGGGGAGGGGAUUCCUCAUCCUGGGCUAUGAGGAAGGUGUCCUUGCUUCUGGGUGGGUGGGCUGCGUGCUUGCAGAAGGUGGAGCCACCAGUUUUGACCUCUCUUUGACAGCUGGAAGCAAGCAAUCCACAACUUUUCUCAAUUUGGGCCACUUUUAAGAAGUGUGGACUUCAACUCCCAGAAUUUCUCAAGCUAACCAGCCAUGGGAGUUGAAGUCCAAACAUAACCGGUUGUGGAAUUCCAGAAGUUGAAGUCUUUCCAUCCUGAAGUACAAUAGCUGAGGGAAUUCUGGGAGUUGAAGUCUGGAACUUUUGAAGUUCAGUAGCAUGCUGGCUGGGGGAAUUCUGGGAGUUGAAGUCCAUACCCUUUCCAGUGGCUAAAGUUGGGGAAAAAAAACCCACUUAUUGGAGAGCCAUGCCUAAAUCCAGCUGCAUGGGAGCAAGAGGGGCACGAGAAGCCACGUUCCCACCUAUUGGGGGCCUGCACUGCGGAUCAGACCAUCCGCUAUCCUGGAGGGGUGGAGCUCUUGUAAAUUGUUCUCCCCGGCGCCUCCCAUCUUCAUCACAUCUGGGCUUCUUCAAUUCUCUGAAUUGGCCAACCUAACCUGGGCUGGGCAGCUGCCAGCCUGUGUGCCUGGCCUGGGACAGCUGUGGAAGGAGUCGCGGGCGGUUCUGCAAAGCACUGGUGUACCUCGACGCAAGGUGAGGACAGAAGCGCAACUCGUCGAGGGGCAUAUCUGCAGCGAGGGGUCCUAAAAGUCAAGGGAGCGAGCACCACCAGGAGAUCAAAGCCCCAUCUUUUCUUUUUUUUUAAUGCACAUCUGUGGGCUUUGAUUUCCCGACUCGUGUCCAUCUUGACCUUAUAAAACUCCUGUCCCUACAAAUGUCCCCCAAACUGUUUGCAAACACCCCCUUUCCUUGCAGUUAGGAGUAAUUUUUGGGGUGUGUGUGUGUGGAAAGGGGAAACGGUUUGGGUUUCUCUUUUUUUCAAUUUUUAUCUCCUUUCGUUCUUUGGGGUGGGUAUUUGGGUCUUCCUCGUUUGUUUUUGUAUAUUCUGUACAGUCGAAGAAAAGGUUUGAAAAGAGAAAAAGGACACACACACACACACCCAGGCACUCCGAAGGGCUGAUGAUCCUGGAAAUCACCACAAACAGCGUUAUCACUGUGUGAUAGUUUCUACGCACCACAGUCGUUUUUUUAAAAAAGAGAAAA
Ahaetulla prasina is the source of this 4656-nucleotide messenger RNA. It is a transcript of the gene STRN4, whose product is annotated as striatin 4. Gene Ontology annotation, cellular component: dendrite. The record is from RefSeq and is a predicted model, not a curated record. The coding region runs from base 257 to 2185 and encodes 642 amino acids. NCBI's taxonomy places the organism in Eukaryota, Metazoa, Chordata, Lepidosauria, Squamata, Colubridae. Gene Ontology annotation, molecular function: protein phosphatase 2A binding; armadillo repeat domain binding; calmodulin binding. The transcript is spliced from 18 exons.